Molecule: messenger RNA, 1606 nt
Organism: Galdieria sulphuraria
Lineage: Eukaryota; Rhodophyta; Bangiophyceae; Galdieriales; Galdieriaceae
Product: serine/threonine protein kinase
Exons: 2
Coding region: 81-1475 (464 amino acids)
Biological process (GO): peptidyl-serine phosphorylation; intracellular signal transduction
Molecular function (GO): protein serine/threonine kinase activity; ATP binding
Source: RefSeq, a predicted model, not a curated record
UGGUUGGUGUCGUGUCUCUUUCUUUUUCUCUGAUCAAGGCGGGAUUCCGUGUUGCCGAAUGUUUUGAGUACUCAUUGUAUAUGGCAGACUCUGAAAAGACCGGUAAAACUCGAGCAACUAUAGCCAAAAGCCUAAUUGAAAAGUAUUACAAGUCUUUAUGUAACGACUUGUCGGAGAGAAGCAAGAGAAAGAACGAGAUUGAGAGCAAACUCGCAGCCAUGAAACUGAGCGAAGGUGAAAAGAAAAAGUAUAGACAAGAACUUUUGAAUAGAGAACUGAGGUUUAUGAGAGAUGCACACAGAAGGAUGACAGAGGACCAGUUUGAAACAGUCGAAGUUGUUGGAAGAGGUGCCUUUGGUGAAGUUCGACUUGUUCGGAAACGAGAGACCAAGGAAUAUUUCGCCAUGAAAAAGUUGCGCAAAUCGGAAAUGCUGAGAAAGGAACAGGCUUCACAUGUCAAAGCAGAAAGAGACAUUCUAGUCGAGGCUGAUCAUUCUUUCAUCUGUAAACUCUAUUAUUCCUUUCAAGAUGAAAAGUACCUCUAUUUGGUUAUGGAGUAUCUUCCUGGUGGUGAUCUUAUGAGUCUACUCAUGCGAAGAGAUAUUCUCACAGAAGAAGAGACUCGUUUUUAUGCAGCUGAAAUGAUUGUGGCAAUAGAUUCCAUCCACCGUCUAGGUUACAUACACCGAGAUAUCAAACCAGAUAAUUUAUUAUUUGACGCAAGGGGACAUUUGAAAGUUUCUGAUUUUGGGCUUUGCAAAGCUUUUCGAGUAGAGGAAAGUGGAAAAGAUAUACUUGAUACGGGAGAAGUUGUACAAGGUAGUCUAGGUAAUAUGUCCACAUCAGAGAAAACGGCAGCUUGGAAACAAGCCGCUAGGGCAAAAGUAUUUUCAACUGUAGGUACUCCAGACUAUAUUGCACCAGAAGUUCUUCUUCGACGAGGUUAUGGUGAAGAAUGUGACUGGUGGAGUGUAGGAGUAAUCUUGUAUGAGAUGCUCAUUGGCUAUCCUCCGUUUUAUGCCGAUGAUGCAGUUAGCACUUGUCGAAAGAUUUUGAACUGGAGGGAACAUUUGCAGUUUCCGUCGGAUGCAAAAAUCUCAAAGGAAGCUCGCAUGCUCAUCGAAUCAUUAUUGACCGAUGCCAAAGACCGCUGUGGAGCAAAGAAUGGUUUGGAAGACUUUAAGAAGCAGCCCUUUUUCCAAGGUGUGGAUUGGAAUAACUUGCAAAAACUUCCAGCACCAUUUGUUCCUGAUUUAUCGAGUCCAACAGAUGUCAAGUAUUUUGACAAGUUUGAAUUGGCAGAAGAUGGUACUAUUCGAGAGAGACCACCAAACUUGAGUGCAUUGAGAAAAGUUGAUGAGUUGAAUGAACAGGAUGUUCCCUUUGUAGGCUACACUUAUAAGCGAUAUGAUGUGAAUACUAUAUCAAGUGGGGUCAGUUUGCGGAGUCUUUUUCAAUCAAGUGAACAAGAUUAGAGCUUGAUAACAAGGUCUUCUUUUUGAUUCCAGUGCUUUCAUUUUAUUGGUCAAACUUGAAAAUAUUUAUAAAGUGUUCAGUUUUGAAAAAUGAAUGUAAAGAUAUUUUUCUUCGCUAUUGUCUUUUAAAC